GCGGCUUUUCAGAAGUCGCGUUAUUAAAAGGUGUUGAAUUUCAAUUUUGUCACAUGUUACAUCGUUUUUCAUUCACAAUACCAUGCCUUUCCUUCUUUGCUGGUGCGCGUGUCGCAUCUGCGUUGUACAAAUUUUUCGAGUACGGAUCCUCACUAAUUCAAGAACAUCUCUGUGACCUAGGGAAUUCUGCUCUUCUAACUCGGGAGAUACUACCUACCAAAAAACCAAAAAACACAAAAAAAGCACGGCCUCUCAUAUGUCUAUCUUGCUUUCGCACUAAUCAACUAGCUACUCUAUCUCUAAUAUCUCUAACAAGCUCUUGUCUACUAUCACUCUCAGCACUUCUUGUUUUGCAUACUUUGAACGAGCACUACAUGUACGUAUUCAGCGGUAUCCUAUCAGCUCUACUUGUUGCAAAAAUCAUUCGCGAAAAGUUGAUUAUAGUGCCAGGAAGAUCUUCUGUGAAAAACCAUUGAAAUUAUCCGAUUGAUUUUGCCAUUGUCACAGCACGCAUUUUUUUAAAGGUUCGAAGACGAAAAAUUCCAAAGCCAUAAUUACUUUGAUUGGAACUUCUACUAGCGCUGUACUUUUUACCGUUUCCACGCAAAAUUUCCAAUAGUAGUUGUAGUUUUCAACCUUUUAUUCCAAGUGGACAUUUUUUCGUUUCUGCUCUCUGCUCUAACCACUGUAGUGACAAUGGUAAUUUUCACAUCGCUAAAAAGCAGCAGCACCAAAACUUUGUGCAUGUUUACUGCAGUAGGAAAUGGACCGGGAGGAGAAACUGUUUUCUGCUUUUCACAACAACUAUUUCAAUGG
Amoebophrya sp. A120 is the source of this 816-nucleotide messenger RNA. The record is from the annotation of a GenBank genome assembly. Lineage: Eukaryota; Dinophyceae; Syndiniales; Amoebophryaceae.